Messenger RNA from Sardina pilchardus (European sardine), 2429 nucleotides. RefSeq lists its product as uncharacterized. The transcript has 5 exons. The coding region runs from base 1394 to 2050 and encodes 218 amino acids. NCBI's taxonomy places the organism in Eukaryota, Metazoa, Chordata, Actinopteri, Clupeiformes, Clupeidae. The record is from RefSeq and is a predicted model, not a curated record.
AACGGUAGUGUCGCAACUUUGAGAUAUCGAUGGCUUUGGUUUGAGCGAGCCAGGUUUGGGCGCGUAUUACUUCUAACGUUUGCAAAUUGCAUUGCGUUUGAUGAGAAAAGUGAAGUGACCGAGAAGAGGAAUUUAAGUGUUGCCAGUGCCACAGAAUUUAUUGGACAUGGAAGAUUUCGACGAAGUAACACUUGCCAUGCUCAGAGGUAUGUAUUGUUUUUUUCAAAUUGCAUUUCAACAUGAAAUAUAAGCUAUAACUAGCUAGUUCAUCAAGUUCAUGCUAUGGCGCUAGUUAGCAUGGCUAGGUAUCACAAACUAGCCUAUUUACUGUACACUAAUGUCUCUGUUGCAACGUAGCUGGAAUAUUAUCCUCCCUUGUAAAUCGUUUUGGACAAAAUUGCCUGCUAAAUGACUAAAUGUAGAUAUUGAGGUGUCUGUGCUUUAUACUCAACAGCAGCUAAUAUCACUAGCUGCGUUUCCAUUAUCCAUUAAAUUGCGCAAAUUAAGAGUUGCGAAAAGAAAUGUGCUUAAUGGAAACACACACAUUUCGAAAAAACUCACAUGUUUCGAUAAAAAGUUUUUGCGCUCGGGUGAGGUGGUAUUUCGAGCGUAUCGAAAUUUGUAUAUUUUGCAAAACUGCAAUGGAAACACUUUUUUCGCAUCUGACGAGUCACGUGAUCCAACAACCGGAUGUUAGGAGGAACGAAACCGACGAAGAAGACUGCCGACAGGAAGUGGCACCGGGAGAAUAAUGUAAAACAAUAUUUCUUUUUUCAUUAAAAGUGGCUCGUGUCAUUCUAAAAUGUUGAAUCCACAGCUGUGAACUUGCCGACAACACUUUCUCAAAAACGCUGCAUAGGCUACGCAACCGCUCAACUAGUUUUGUUUACCCAUAGCAACAACGUUGCUAUGCUUUGCUGGUUUAACGUGAUGAGAACAGUGCUGAAAGAAAUCUAGAUUCUAGUUUUAGAAACUAAUCAACUGGGCUGAUCUACGAAAUAUUCCACUGACAUGGCUGUGACAUGCCUACUACAACAAACUCCUAUGAAAUAUGUCAUUUUUAAUUUUAUGUUUCUGCCCCACCAAAACGUAGGCCUCCUCCGCUGAUGGCUUAUAGCCUUGACCAAAGAUUCUAGAACAGAGCUAGAAUCUUUGCUAUUGACUGAUAAUCAGCGUGCCGUGGUGGCAAUUUGAGUGCAUUUAGUGUAGGCUAAAUCCCUAUGGCUAAAUCUGGGUAAUGUUGAUAACCACCAUGUCUCCUAAUGACUUACAGCAUGCGAGAAUACACGAGAUUUUAAUUUAGUUAGCCGAAUGUAAUGGAAACACCGCAAUUGCGAAAAUUGUGAUAUUCAACAUUAAGACAAUAUCGACAAAGUUUUUGCGCAUAUUUGUAAUGGAAACGCAGCUACUGUCUAGAGAUGACAUUAGGGAUCUCUCUCCUGGUCCAGAGCACUUUCUUCGACGAAAAGAUGUUUGGCUCAAAAUCCACGUGGAGGACCAAAUCAUGGAUGAGUUUCGUCAAGUUGUUGAAAAGGACAACAUUGACUUCUUGAAAGACUUGAGAGAAAGAUGGGAUUUGUUCUAUAGUAAGGUCCAAUACUAUGGAGUGGUGAAGCAUGUAAUGAAGGCCCCCCUGACCAUGGACAGUGUUGAACAUGCCAUCGCUGUCUUCACCGCUUUACCGCAGCUCUUUCCAUCAAACUCGAAGACACGCAGCCAAAUUGAGGCAAUUUUCCAUGUUUUAACGCCCUCGGAGAAUCCGGACGCUUUCCUGCGCACACAAGCAUACCCAGUUGUCCUGUUGGGAGAAGAAAACUGCCUUCUCGCCAUUGGAGCAUCAACAUUGUGCACGUUUCCAUGUGAGAAAUUUCAUGAAACGCUGCUUUACCUCAUGGGCUGUUACUAUGUUUUCCACCUACAUUACCCAAAGACAAUCUGCACACUCCUCUCGGUGAUACAGACUGAAGUGGUCGGGGACACACUCCAUGAUGGCGAUGUCACCCCUUCCUACAGGAAGGCCAUCGGAGAGUGGAAGGCCUUCUUAGAAUGAACAGGUGUUCAACUGAUGCUCUUUUUCAUGUACCCUUCCUCGCUAUCUUCCUUUCUCUCUCUUUCCACGUUAUCUCUCUUUCUCUGUUCUUUCCCUUUUUCUCUGUCAUCUCUCUCCCCCUCUUUCUCUCAUCCCUCUUUGUCCCCCUAGUCUCUCUCUUCCCACCCCCCAAUCUUCUCUCUCCCUUUCUCUUUUUGUCUCUCGGCCCCCUCUCAACUCUCACUUUCCCUCUUUCUCUCUCCAUCUCCGUCCACUCUCCCUCUUUCUCUAUCUUUCACCUUUUCACUCUAUCUCUUUCUAUCUGUCCCCUUCCUCUUUCUCUUCUCCCUCAUCUCUUUCCCCAUCUCUCCAUUUUCUUCCCCUCCCUCUCUGAGCCCCC